AUGUCUCGGCGCAAGCAGGCCAAGCCCCAGCACCUCAAGUCCGACGAGGAGCUGCCGCCGCCGGACGGGGCUCCCGAGCACGGCGCCCCGGGGGACGGCGCGGAGGAGGCGGACAGCGGGCCCGAGAGCCGCAGCGCGGGCGAGGAGACCAGCGUCUGCGAGCAGUGCUGCGCCGAGUUCUUCAAGUGGGCCGACUUCCUGCGGCACAAGAAGAACUGCCCCAAGAACCCGCCGGUGCUGAUCGUGCACGAGGAUGACCUGCCGGGCCCCGGCCUGCCCGGCGCGCUUCUACCUCACACCUCCGCGAGCAGCGUCAUCUUCCCCAACCCGCUGGUCAGCAUCGCGGCCACGGCCAACGCCCUGGACCCGCUGUCGGCCCUCAUGAAGCACCGCAAGGGCAAGCCGCCCAACGUGUCGGUGUUCGAGCCCAAGGCCAGCGCCGAGGACCCCUUCUUCAAGCACAAGUGCAGGUUCUGCGCCAAGGUCUUCGGCAGCGACAGCGCGCUGCAGAUCCACCUGCGCUCGCACACGGGCGAGCGGCCCUUCAAGUGCAACAUCUGCGGGAACCGCUUCUCGACCAAAGGCAACCUGAAGGUGCACUUCCAGAGGCACAAGGAGAAGUACCCCCACAUCCAGAUGAACCCCUACCCCGUCCCGGAGUACCUCGACAACGUGCCCACCUGCUCGGGCAUCCCCUACGGCAUGUCGCUGCCCCCGGAGAAGCCCGUGACCACCUGGCUGGACAGCAAGCCCGUGCUGCCCACGGUGCCCACGUCCGUGGGGCUGCAGCUGCCCCCCACCGUCCCCGGCGCCCACGGCUACGCCGACUCCCCCAGCGUCACCCCCGCCAGCCGCUCCCCGCAGAGGCCCUCCCCCGCCUCCAGCGAGUGCACCUCCCUGUCCCCCGGCCUCAACAACCCGGAGUCCGGCAUCCUGGUGGCCGCUGAGUCCCCGCAGCCGCUCCUCAGCGCGUCCCUGACGAAGCCAGAGCCGCUGGGCCUGCCCGGCACGAACGCGAGGGCGGGGGACACCCCGGCCGCAGGCCCGGCCUGCUCAGCGCCCACGUCUGCGGCCAGCGCCAUCCCGGCCGGCGACGCGUCCGCGGGCCUGGGCAGCCCCGGGCUCUCGGCGGUCCCCGACCCGUUCAAGGCUCAGUUUCCCUUCGGCGGGCUGCUGGACUCCAUGCAGACUUCAGAAACCUCAAAGCUGCAGCAGCUGGUGGAGAACAUCGACAAGAAGAUGACGGAUCCGAACCAGUGUGUCAUCUGCCACCGCGUGCUGAGCUGCCAGAGCGCCCUGAAGAUGCACUACCGGACGCACACCGGCGAGCGGCCCUUCAAGUGCAAGAUCUGCGGCCGCGCCUUCACCACCAAGGGCAACCUGAAGACGCACUUCGGCGUGCACCGCGCCAAGCCGCCCCUGCGGGUGCAGCACUCCUGCCCCAUCUGCCAGAAGAAGUUCACCAACGCCGUGGUGCUGCAGCAGCACAUCCGCAUGCACACGGGCGGACAGAUCCCCAACACGCCCCUGCCCGAGGGCUUCCAGGACGCCGUGGACCCGGAGCUCGGCUACGAGGAGAAGAGCGCGGAGACCCUGAGCGGCUACGACGAUGACGUCGACGACAAUUCCAUGGAGGAGGACGCGGAGCUGAAGGACGCCACCAGCGACGCGUCCAAGCCGCUGCUGUCCUUCGCGGGGUCCUGCCCGCCCUCGCCGCCCUCGGUCAUCUCCAGCAUUGCCGCCCUUGAGAAUCAGAUGAAGAUGAUCGACUCUGUCAUGAACUGCCCGCAGCUGACCGGCCUGAAGUCCGUGGAAAAUGGGUCCGGGGAGAGUGACCACCUGAGCAACGACUCCUCGUCGGCCGUGGGCGACCUGGAGAGCCGCAGCGCGGGCAGCCCGGCACUGUCCGAGUCCUCGUCCUCGCAGGCGCUGUCCCCGGCCAACAGCAAUGGCGAGAGCUUCCGCUCCAAGUCGCCGGGCCUGGGCGCCCAGGUGGAGCCACAGGAGAUCGUGCUCAAGACUGAGAGGCCAGACAGCCCGCCCCCUGCGCCGGGAAACGGAGGCGCCCUGGACCUGACAGCUGGCCCCCCUGGCCGGCCAGCCAUCAAGGAGGAAGCCCCCUUCAGCCUGCUGUUCCUGAGCAGAGAGCGGGGUCCCAGCCAAAGCACUCCUAGCCUGGUCUCCGGCACGGCGCCCAUGAUCAAAACGGAAGUGAACGGCCACAGCAAGGCCAUCUCGCUGGGCGAGGGCCCGCCGCUGCCGGCGGGAGUCCAGGUCCCUGCUGGGCCUCAGACAGUGAUGAGCCCGGGCCUCGCGCCCAUGCUGGCCCCCCCGCCGCGCCGGACGCCCAAGCAGCACAACUGCCAGUCCUGCGGUAAGACCUUCUCCUCGGCCAGCGCCCUGCAGAUCCACGAGCGAACCCACACAGGGGAGAAGCCGUUCGGCUGCACCAUCUGCGGCAGGGCCUUCACCACCAAGGGCAACCUCAAGGUGCACAUGGGGACACACAUGUGGAAUAACGCCCCCGCCCGGCGUGGCCGCCGCCUCUCGGUGGAAAACCCCAUGGCGCUGCUAGGGGGUGACGCCCUGAAGUUCUCGGAAAUGUUCCAGAAGGAUCUGGCAGCUCGAGCAAUGAACGUCGACCCCAGUUUCUGGAACCAGUACGCUGCAGCGCUCACCAAUGGGCUCGCCAUGAAGAACAAUGAGAUCUCUGUCAUCCAGAACGGAGGCGUCCCCCAGCUCCCAGUGAGUCUGGGGGGCGGCGCCAUGCCCCCCCUGGGCACCGUGGCCGGGGGCAUGGACAAAGCGCGCACCGGCAGCAGCCCGCCCCUCGUGGGCUUGGACAAGGCCAGCUCGGAAACGGCAGCCAGCCGUCCCUUCACGCGGUUCAUCGAGGACAACAAGGAGAUCGGCAUAAACUAG
Propithecus coquereli (Coquerel's sifaka) is the source of this 2922-nucleotide messenger RNA. It is a transcript of the gene SALL3, whose product is annotated as spalt-like transcription factor 3. Gene Ontology annotation, cellular component: nucleus. Lineage: Eukaryota; Metazoa; Chordata; Mammalia; Primates; Indriidae. Gene Ontology annotation, biological process: regulation of transcription by RNA polymerase II. The record is from RefSeq and is a predicted model, not a curated record. The coding region runs from base 1 to 2922 and encodes 973 amino acids. The transcript has 5 exons. Gene Ontology annotation, molecular function: RNA polymerase II cis-regulatory region sequence-specific DNA binding; DNA-binding transcription factor activity, RNA polymerase II-specific.